Messenger RNA from Brugia malayi, 1692 nucleotides. RefSeq lists its product as uncharacterized. Lineage: Eukaryota; Metazoa; Nematoda; Chromadorea; Rhabditida; Onchocercidae. Gene Ontology annotation, molecular function: transcription coregulator activity; RNA binding. The record is from RefSeq and is a predicted model, not a curated record. Gene Ontology annotation, cellular component: nucleus. The coding region runs from base 1 to 1692 and encodes 563 amino acids. The transcript is spliced from 13 exons. Gene Ontology annotation, biological process: regulation of DNA-templated transcription.
AUGGCAGCUUAUGGAGCUGCAGCAUUUCCUCCGCAAGCAGCAAAUGCUGCGCAAGGAACUACUGAUCCGAAUGCAUCCGUUGCUGUGGCUGCAACUUACCAGCAAUAUGAUCCAGCAGCAUUAGCGCAGUAUCAACAGGCAUGGCAGCAGUACUAUGCAGCAGUAGGGCAGGCUGGCAUAGCAGGUGGAGUUCCGGGAGUUGCGCCACCUGGAGCUGGAUCCGUACCAACAGCCAUACCGCAGGGAGUACCAGCAGCCACAGCUGAUCCUAAUGUCGCUCAUAAUUAUUCGGGAUAUUUCGCGCAAACGGGGGCUCCUCAAGGACAAAAUGGAGCAUCAGUACCAGCAUAUGGUAACACUUCAGCCCCAGCUUAUGGUGUACCACAAGGAGGUAGAAGGGGUGUACCACAACACGGUGGUUCUGUGACAGGCAAAAGUGCUUAUGGUUAUGAAGAUGACCAUAUCGGUCGAGGUGGUUACGGAGAUGGUGGUGAACGUUAUAGUGGUCGUGAUGAUCGAGGAGGUCGUGAUGACCGUGGAAGUCGAGGGGGUUAUGAUAGAGACCGUGGUGGUUAUGGAGAUAGGGACAGAGAUCGUGGUAGUCGUGAAGACAGAAGUGGACGAGAUCGUCCGAGUCGUUGGAGCGAUGAACGUGAUCGUGGGGGAUCAGGCAGUGAUGACUAUCGAAGCGGACCGGGCGCUGGAGGCCCGGGCGCUCGUGGAGGCUAUCAAGAUAGAGUUGGGCCUCGUUCUGGUGGUGGAUAUGGAGUUGGAUCACGUGAUGAUCAAAUCGAAGUUCGGGAAACUGUCUUCAUCCAAGGGAUACCCGUGACAGCAAAUGAGCAAUUUAUUGCUGAUGUGUUCAGUACUCAAGGAGAUAUAGCGCGUAACGAGCGUACUGGUGAGCCACGGAUUAAGAUUUAUACUGAUCGUGAAACAAAUCAGCCGAAAGGCGAAUGCACAAUUACAUUUGUCGACGCGAAAACUGCUGAAAGAGUGAUUAAUGUUUAUAAUGGACAAUGUUUUCCGGGAAGUGAACAGUGCAUGAGUCUCAGUUUUGCAAAAUAUAAAACAGACAUUUCGCGAGGUAGUGGAGUUAGAGGCGGCCGCGGCGGUUUUGGUGGUGAUCGAGGAGGACGUGGCUUUGAUAGAGGUGGAAGAGGAGGUGGUUUUGGUGGUAGAGGACGAGAUGAAGGUGGAUAUGGAGGCGGUAGUGGAGGUCGUUACAAUGAUCGUGAUGGUGGCGGACGUGGCGGUCGUUUUGGUGGCGGUGGGCGAGGUGGUUUUGAUGACAGAGGAGGCUAUGGUGACAGGGGAGACAGAGGAGGACCUUUCGGUGGUGGGGGAUUUGGCGACCGAGGAGGACGCGGUGCCAGGGGUGGAUACAGUGGACCGCGUGAUGAUUAUGGGAGAGAUGGUCGUGGAGGUGGAAGAGGUGGUCGUGGUGGUGAUAGAGGUAGUCGAGGUAACGACAGAGGAGGUCGUGGAAGAGGACGAGGCUCGGGGACUGGAGCUAAUACGGAGCCACGACCCAACGAUUGGUCAUGCGAUGGCUGUGGCAACACUAAUUUUGGUUUCCGACAAGAAUGCAAUCGAUGUCACGCUCCUCGACCUGGUGGUGGCAACAGUGGCAUAGGACCGAUGCGAGGUGGUGGUGGACGAGGACGCGGCGACCGAUCAGCUCCUUACUGA